Sycon ciliatum is the source of this 5070-nucleotide messenger RNA. Its product is annotated as cyclin-G-associated kinase-like. Gene Ontology annotation, biological process: dephosphorylation. Lineage: Eukaryota; Metazoa; Porifera; Calcarea; Leucosolenida; Sycettidae. Gene Ontology annotation, molecular function: phosphatidylinositol-3,4,5-trisphosphate 3-phosphatase activity. The record is from RefSeq and is a predicted model, not a curated record. Gene Ontology annotation, cellular component: cytosol. The coding region runs from base 1374 to 4409 and encodes 1011 amino acids. The transcript is spliced from 18 exons.
UACAACAAAGCACAAUGAUCGCACGCGCAGCUUAGCGCAAACGUGACAAAUCCUUGUCCCCGAUCGUGGUUUGUUGCAAAAAGUCUUUCAUUGCAGUUACACUGAAAUGGCACCAAAUGCCUGGAAAUGGUUGCAAUUGGCUUCAAUUUUUGAAUUUUUUCCCGGGGGAGGGUAAUGUUUGUCCCCGAUCGCAGCGUCUUCUUCGUUUGUUGCAGAAUCAAAAAGACUUUCAUUGUAGUUACCAUACACUGAAAUGGCACCAAAUACCCGGAAAUGCUUGCAAUUGGCUUCCCCGCCUUCAAUUUUUGAAAUUUUUUCCCGGAGAGGACCCCCCUUCCAUGGCCGCCCCACCUCCAAAGUCGGUGCGACAGGCCUGGUGUGUGUGUGUGCGCGCGCGCAUGUGCGUGUGUGUGUGUGUGUGUGUGUGUGUGUGUGUGUGUAAUCUGGUGGUAGCAAACAUGUGUGGUUGUGAACAGCUUUGGGAUUGCUGUACAGCGUUCAAGUUGUAUUCAGUUGCUUGUCAGUUCCGGACCGGAGACCGGAUCCCAGAUGUUUCGUUGUGGUCAAAUAUGGUCAAGAGAACAGCAUUUACAUGCAUGCAGCUCCCUUGCUCUCAAAGUCUUGCAUGCAGGCAUGCCUUUUCUUGCCGCUGGCGUGAACAGGGCUCGUGUUUGGGACCACUGCAUUUUUUUCUUUCCCCAAAGUAGCGCUCUGGUGUUGGAAGACAGAGUUAAAAUCAGGGAGUAGUACAAUACAAGUAUUGUACUACUCCCUGGUUAAAAUCAGGGGUUGAAAUAAGCAGGGAGUAGUACACAACGGUAGAGGACGGCCUAGGCUAUAGUAUAGGCCCUACGAGCGUUUCCAUGGUUUCUUUCGCUCCCGGCCGAGCUAGGGUCUGUAGGGGAGUCUACGUACGAGUCCGAAACGAGUCGUAAAACAUGCAUGGGUUUGCUCGCGCUCAUACGGUACGAGCGAUCACCUUGACUCCGCACCGCCGUGACCAGUUGCACAUGUAGUUGACCGCAAGAGGUCGAGGGUAGCGUUGAACUGUGUACCCAUUUCUGUUUGUGGCUUUGAAAACAAAAAAUGCAAUUGUUAGUACUUUUCAAUCAUCAGAAUAAUGAUUAUAGUGUGCAAAGACAGCUAUAUGUACUAGCUGUCUCCUAUCAACAUUAUGGAGUUUCAGGGCUAUUGCAUUGACGCGGUCGUCUGAAUAUUGUGGCGAUCCGGAGGAGAUCACUCAGCAGAUCAGGCCUUUCAGAUUUCGAACAUAUCAGUUCCGGAAAGGAAAGAAGAGAAGAUCGAGAAAGCCACAGGCCAGCUUGUGUUGUUAGACGUCUUGAAAACCGCGGACCUGCGAGAAGCCAGCAGCCAUGGAUUCUAGUGGUGCAGCAGCCUCACGAUUACGGGGCUCGUCGAGCGGGAGUGCCGGUGCUCCAGCUCCUGAGCAGGGUGGAUCUUCGCUGUUCGGCAUGGUCAAAGGCAGUGCUGGAAACUUCAUGAAGAAUAUCAAGGAGACAUCGACAAAAGUCAUCACCUCUGUAGUUCCGAAAGGUGCUCUGGACAUCAGAUAUGUUACUUCAAGACUUCUGGUAAUGUCAGCGCCAGUGGAAGGACUGGAAUCCGUCAUGCGCAACCCAAUCGACGAGAUCCUCGAGUACAUCACUGCGAGAUAUGAUAAUGACUUCAUGGUGUUCAAUCUCUGCAGUUUGCAGUACAACAAAGAGCGACUGAACGGCAAUGUGACAGAUUGUGGUUGGCCAACAAAAGGUUCUCCUCAGUUUAGUGAUGUCAUGAACAUCUGUCGCCAAAUUCACGUAUAUUUGGACACGAACAAAAAAGGUGCUGCUAUUGUUCAUUGUGAGGAUGGAAAGGCACUCUCUGCCGUCGCUAUUGUUGCCUACUUCAUGUACAUCGGGCUGUUCAAGUCUCCCCUUGCUGGCCUUAAAGUGUUCUGUAAGCGGCGUUUCCCAGACGGAUACAAAGGAGAGCUUUUGCUGCCAUCACAGGGCAGAUAUUUGCGUUACUGCUACCAAGUGUUCGGUGGUCCUGAGCAGUCCAAGCCACGCAGCCAGAGUGUUAUUUUGCGGCAGCUAUGUUUGACAAGCAUUCCAAAAUACAACCUCAACCGUACUGGCUGUACACCUCUCGUUGAGGUGAGCGUAUCUGGCAAGCUAAUCUGGAGUUCCCCAUCUAAACAAGACCCUGCAGAAAUGGGAAAAAGCUACACGGAAGAAGAUAGUGUCAUUGCUAUUCAUUUCAACUCAGUGGUGGUUGAGGGUGACGUCACCAUAACCGUUUCGCACAGCCGCUCACUGCCCAGUUCCGUCAGCCGAGGCAUUAAGAAAAUGAGUGUUAGCCCAUCCCUCAUGUUCAAAGCUCAGUUUAACACAGCUUUUGUGGAGAACAACUGCGAGACACUGACAUUUAGGAGAUCUGAUCUUGAUGGCAUCGAGAGGAACGACACAAGGUUCCUGCCAGCAUUCUCGGUGCUGGUUGAUGUCGCGUGCAAGCCAGGGGAUGGCCACCAGCAAGUGUCUUCUUGGUCCAACACCUCUGUCAGGCCACGAGUGCCCCUGAUCUGCUUCGAGACAAAGGACGAGCAGGAGAUUUUGCUCUCUGACUUCGCUAAGAUAGAUGUGACUGCUGCGCAUGACCUGCUGGAGAUGUACUCCAGUGGUAGUGAUGGUGUACACGGGCCUGGACAACAGCCUAAUCUACUGAGCGAUCUUGGUAGUGACUGCUCGCCGCAACCUGACUACAAGCCACAGAAUGACGGUUCCAAUCAAGAUGUUGACAGUCUACUCGGCCUCAACUCCCAGCCCGAUUCCCGUGCACUUAGUGCUAUCUCCGUUGAUGGUGGUCGUGGUGGUGGUAGUAGUGGUGGAACUGUUGCAGUGGACCUGCUGGGUCUAGAUGAGCAACAUACAACUGAUAACAGUGCUACCAGCGCCGACUUCAGUGAAGCACCAGGAGUGAGAACAUCGACGGCGAACGACUUUCUUGCCUUCAGCCCCAGUCCUAAUUACACAUCUGUACCAUCGGCAAGUCAGCCCGCAAAACAACCACAAGAUUGUCAAGCAAACGACUUGUUUGGGAUAUUUUCAGACUGCUCUGAUCAGUCGUCUGCCCCGAAUACUGGCACCAAUGCUGCGAGCCUGCUAGGUGACUUGACGGAUAACGCAACGUUCCAGCCUGUUGCAGCUGCUGCUGUUUCUAGUGGCGAUGGUGCUGGUGCUGGUGAUCUGUUGGGUGGCAUGGCAAGCACAACAAGCCAUCAGCCAAGCUCAGCCAUGUUCAGUGACCUAAUGGGUGGUGACCUGAUGGGUAGUUCUUGUCAGCAAGCUGCGCCGACUGUAGCACCCAGUACCUGUACAGCUGGUGAAAACCUGAUGGGUGGUGUGGGUCAGACUGGCACAUCUAUCAACGCGUUUGCACGUCCCAAUCAGCAGUGCACCGCCGGGAGCACCUUAUCUGGAUUGCCCAGGCACGCCCCAGGCCAAAUGUCAUUCGGGCAGCCAUCGUUCGCCGGCAUGGGACCUCCCGCGGCGGCGGCCGGAGUGGGCAUGAGGCAGGCUGGCGGAUCUCCGGUCUUUGCGCGAGUUGCUCAGGCAGGCGCUGGCGGCACUACUCACUCCCUCGACCUUGGCACCAAGACCGUUGGCAUGCCAUCAUCGGCUCACGCCCAACCGCAGGUACAAGCGUUAAGUCGAGGACGCAGCGCUACCGUGGACGACCCGUUCUCGCAACUUAACAGCUUCUCGUCGGAUGCUAAGCAGUCCGUGUCCCAGUCGGACAGGAACCUGAACAGAUCAUCACCGCUGACGGUGCCGGCAAGUAACUCCAGCACAACCGAUGCUGGCGAUGCGAACAUCCGUAAGCCACGCUCCGCCAGCGCAAACUUUGAGAACACUGGCGUUGGCUCACCGUACACCAGCGUGAUUGGUAACCGGGGAGAACGAGGAUUGCGAGCAGGACCACAGGGUGUUGCACCCAAGGUACAAAAGAAUGCUUUCGAUGACCUGCUUUCAAGUCAGGGUUUCCAGACGAACAAAGGCAAUCAAAACGUCUCCCUCAAGGCUAUGCAGAACAAAGAGCUGGAGAAAACCAUGGAUCCCGUCAAGCUGAAGAUCAUGCGCUGGACGGACGGAAAGCGAAAGAACAUCAGAGCCUUGCUAGCUGCACUGCCGGAUGUUCUGUGGGAUGGUGCCACCUGGAAGCCUGUUGGCAUGCAUCAGCUGGUGCAGCCGAAUGAGAUCAAGAAGGCCUAUCGUAAAGCUUGCUUGGCGGUUCAUCCUGACAAGCUGAGUGGGCUGCCAGAGGAAGCACUGGCCAAGGCCAUAUUCGUCGAGUUGAACGAAGCGUGGAGUGCAUUUGAGCAGAACAAGGAUAUGACACGGGUGGCGUAACCUCUCUCCCGAUAUCCGAUCUGCGGUCCAGCGUAUGUCGUCUAUUCUUGUAGCUUGCUCUGUGCACCACGCAUUCCCUAUUUCAUAGUUUACUCCGUCAAUCUUUUAAAACAGUCGUUUUCGGUUCAAUUACGAAACUCUGCAAAACACCCUUUGGACUGGUUCUUGCUGCCACCAGGUCUUCUUUUACAUUUUGAAAUGAUUCAUUUUAAAAAUUAAAAAAAUUGCCGUACUGUCUCAAAAUGGUUGCAAAAAUGAUACUAUAAAAUCACCACGCACUAUCAUAUUUAUCCCACCUCGCCAAACAAGGUUUCAGAUAUCUUUCCGCCUGGCUGGAUGUCUAUCUGUCAGAUGCCCUUCUUCUCAACUUAAUCCAAGAGAAGCAGACUUGAUCACUGAAUGCAACACGAGUUGUUUUAUGUACGAGAAAAACAAAAGCUUAUAAUGAUAUUUUCACCAGGAACCUAACAUAAAUAGUUUGCAGGCAACCUAACAUGGUCGCUUUUAUACCACACUAUUUUGAUGCCUUUUAUGUCAUUAUGCAUUGAAUUCUUCUCCUGGCUUGCACUAAAUCAUUGUCGGUUUCUGCCUUUUUGAUCGGCAUGAAAUCGGUCAGCAGUGUGGUAUCAGUCGGCUCGUUGGAACUAAAAUUAUGUGCACU